This is a messenger RNA of Hyla sarda, 1650 nucleotides long. Its product is annotated as C-X-C chemokine receptor type 2-like. NCBI's taxonomy places the organism in Eukaryota, Metazoa, Chordata, Amphibia, Anura, Hylidae. Gene Ontology annotation, cellular component: membrane. The record is from RefSeq and is a predicted model, not a curated record. The coding region runs from base 42 to 1346 and encodes 434 amino acids. Gene Ontology annotation, molecular function: C-X-C chemokine receptor activity. Gene Ontology annotation, biological process: G protein-coupled receptor signaling pathway; immune response; neutrophil chemotaxis. The transcript has 2 exons.
GAAUAAUCGAGCAACUACAAAAUGCAGAGUUAAAGGAAAACAUGAGCUUGUGUCAAGACGUAAGCAGGGAGUGUGGAUUAGCGGGGAUUGGGAACCAUUGGAACAGCAGUGACAUGGAUCAGGGAUGGUUUUACUACAUUGAGCCCUUACAGCACUGGAGAAACCUUCAGACCAUGACAUGGCUCCAGCCGGUGUGUCAAGUAAAUGACAAAACAGACAGAUUCCUGGCCUCUCCAUGUUGUAUUUUCUGGUUGGUGCCCUGUUCGGGACCCUUUACGAUCAAGAGAAAAAUGACAUUUAAAAUUAAUGUUAACUUCAGUGACUACACAUACCUGUACACAGACGUCAACACCUACAUCCCAGAUAUCUCAACCGCCCCAUGCGAGGCUUCAUCACCGUUCAACAGAUACGCCAUUGUCGUGAUUUAUGCUUCUGUUUUCUUACUUAACAUAGUGGGCAACAGCCUCGUGAUCCUUGUCAUCUGCCACAACAGAGUAAAGAGGUCGUCCACAGACGUCUACCUGCUGAACCUGGCCAUCGCCGACCUCCUUUUUUCCAUAACGUUGCCCUUCUGGGCCUCAUACAAAGUCAGUGAGUGGAUGUUUGGCAUCACCAUGUGCAAAAUCAUCUCCAUACUCCAAGAAGUCAACUUUUACAGUGGAAUCCUCCUGUUGGCUUGUAUAAGCGUAGACCGCUACCUGGCUAUUGUCCAUGCAACAGAAUUCUUCACCAGGAGGAGGCAUUGGGUGAAGUUUAUCGCCAUCGCUAUCUGGAUCAUCUCAUUCGCUCUGUCUAUUCCAACCAUUUGGUUAAGAGAUGUCUAUACAACCCCCAGGAGUGGAGUGGUCUGUCACGAAAACCUGGCAGAAGAAACUGAGAAGUGGAUGCUUAAUAUUCGUAUCGGACGACACUUGACGGGAUUCUUCAUCCCGUUACUGGUUAUGCUCUUCUGUUACGGAUUUGUCAUAAAGACACUUUUUCAGGCCAAAAAUAGCCAGAAGCACCGAGCAAUGAGGGUUAUCCUAGCCGUGUUCUUUGUCUUCCUGAUCUGCUGGCUGCCCCACAACAUCACCGUAAUUGUGGACUCUCUCAUGAGGACAAGGCAUAUCAAUGAAACCUGUGCCCUACGAAACAAGCUGGACACGGCCCUGGACAUCACCGAAGUGUUUGGGUUUACCCACAGCUGCAUUAACCCUAUUCUGUACGCAUUCAUAGGACAAAAGUUUCGACACAGUUUCCUGUCUAUCCUUGCAAACAAAGGGAUUAUAAGUAAAGAUAGACUGUCCAGCUAUGGACGCAGCCUCUCCAUCAUGUCAUCGUCAGCCUAUACAUCCACCACCAUCUAGUGCUGCAAAGAAUCAGUCACUAUAGGGGAAAAAGACCAAAAACUAAGUCAAAGAAGUCACGUGACAUCAGAGCCAUGUGCACUAUAGAUGUGAAUUAUGGGAUGAUAAUCUGUAGAGUCUUAAUAUAAAGAAACAUGUUAUAUACAGAACAGUGCUCAUCAUGUAUAGUGAGGAAGAUUUUGAUUUAAAAAAAUUUAACACAUUUGGACAAUUAUGUUUUUUUAUUGUUGUUUUUUUAAAAGGGAAAAGAUCAUCAGAAAAUGAGCUACUGUAUAUAUCAAGUUAUCAAUUUCAUUAUCUAUAA